Molecule: messenger RNA, 1274 nt
Organism: Frankliniella occidentalis (western flower thrips)
Lineage: Eukaryota; Metazoa; Arthropoda; Insecta; Thysanoptera; Thripidae
Gene: Bug22
Product: cilia- and flagella-associated protein 20
Exons: 2
Coding region: 229-810 (193 amino acids)
Biological process (GO): regulation of cilium beat frequency involved in ciliary motility; positive regulation of cell motility; cilium assembly
Cellular component (GO): ciliary basal body; motile cilium
Source: RefSeq, a predicted model, not a curated record
CACCCCCCUCGCAUCUAAACAAAACACCAAACAUCGGCUGCCGCAACGGCUGUGAUCCGUCCAAUAACAGUUCCAGAAUGUCUACAUUUUGUUAGGCUAAUGAGCCGUGCACAAUUUUGGUCAUUUAUUUGAUUGUUCUUGAUUUUUCCGUGUUGUUUUCACGGCGGAAUCCGCCUUGGAAGUUAGUGAUAAUCCCCAGGGUACCCGUCGUUAGGUUAGACCACCACAAUGUUCAAAAACACAUUUCAGAGUGGAUUUUUGUCAAUACUCUAUAGCAUUGGUAGUAAGCCUCUUCAAAUUUGGGACAAGAAGGUUCGGAAUGGACACAUCAAGAGGAUUACUGACGGCGACAUCCAAUCUUUGGUGUUGGAAGUAGUUGGAACCAAUGUCAGUACGACUUACAUUACCUGCCCUGCUGAUCCGAAGAAAACUCUGGGAAUUAAGUUAUCAUUCCUAGUUAUGAUAAUCAAGAAUUUAAAAAAGUACUUUACAUUUGAAAUCCAGGUGCUGGAUGACAAGAAUGUACGGCGAAGAUUCAGAGCAAGCAACUAUCAGUCAACUACUCGGGUGAAGCCUUUUAUUUGUACAAUGCCUAUGCGAUUGGAUGAUGGUUGGAAUCAAAUACAGUUUAAUUUAAGUGAUUUUACUAGACGUGCCUAUGGAACAACAUAUGCUGAAACUCUUCGGGUGCAAAUUCAUGCCAAUUGUAGGAUUCGCCGAGUUUACUUUUCAGACAGAUUGUAUUCUGAGGAUGAAUUGCCUGCAGAAUUUAAACUGUUUCUUCCUAUUCAAAAUAAGACAAAGACUUAAAAAAUUCUCAUUUGUUCAUUGUGGCUUUUUCUUUGGUCCCUUUUAAAAUCCUACCCCGAGUGAAAUCUCUUAUAAUGGUACAUUCUGGGAAAAUGGGAUCCAAUUAUAACAGCUGUCAUCUACUUUGCCUCUUUAUUGUGCACUUCUGUCAAUUAUGAUUUCAUUAUGCAAAUUUGCCCUUCUGAAUUUAGUUUAAUUGGUUUGUCAUAUGUUUAGUAGUUAACGGAAUGGAUCCAUUGGUGAACUGUUUGGAUAUAUGCUGUACUGUUUCAGGUAUUUGGGAAGAUACAUUGUAUUUAUUUAGAAUUCAAAAUUCUCCAAAUUUUUAUUCAAUGUAUGUCAAACAUGUACAUUUUUAAGGAGCACCUUCUCAGAAUAUGUUACAGUAGGAGUUUCUUAUGCUCUUUAAAUUGUUUUUAUAAUUCAAAGUUCAAAAUAAAAUAUUGACAUUUACCAUCACAAUA